CUUUGGCACGCGUCCUCUGCCUCUCCAGCCGCUUUCCAUCUCCAUUCCCUCUCUGUCCGCAUUUCGAUCCCCUCUUCCUUGCCUUCUCUCUUUUCACCUACAUCCAAUCCGUUUUGUUGACUGUUAUUUUCAAGCACCACAAUCAUGUCUGGUUACGACAGGCACAUUACGAUUUUCUCGGACCAAGGCCGUCUGUAUCAAGUUGAAUAUGCCUUCAAAGCUAUCACCGCCGCAAACAUCACCUCGAUAGGUCUAAGGGGGAAGAACUGUGCCGUGGUUUUGUCUCAGAAGAAAGUUGCCGAUAAACUGAUCGACCCCUCGUCUGUCACGCAUAUCUUCAGACUCUCUCCUUCAGUUGGCUGUGUUAUGACUGGCUCUAUUGCCGAUGCUAGAGCCUAUGUCGACCGUGCCCGCGGUGAGGCUGCGGAGUUCCGAUACAAGUACGGCUACGAAAUGCCAUGCGACGUUCUUGCCAAGCGUUUAGCCAACAUCAACCAGGUGUACACACAACGGGCUUAUAUGCGCCCGCUCGGAGUUGCGAUUACCUUGGUCUCUGUCGACUCAGAGAAUGGCCCGCAACUCUACAAAUGUGACCCUGCCGGUUACUACGCUGGGUACAAGGCCACUUCUGCUGGUCCCAAACAGCAGGAGGCUCUCAACCACAUGGAGAAGAAGCUGAAGAACAAGGAUUACGCCGAGGGUAGCUGGGAAGAGGUUGUCGAGCUGGGGAUCACCGCCUUGAGCAGCGUGCUAAGUGUGGAUUUCAAGAAGCACGAGUUGGAGAUUGGCAUCACCGGUGGUCCUCGAACAGACGGCAAGGAGGGCACAGAUCCCAACUUCCGGGCACUGACUGAGGAGGAGAUUGAUGAACGGCUGCAGGCUAUCAGCGAAAAGGAUUAAAUCUGUUGGUCCGAUCGGUAAUACUGGUAGACAAACGAUAACAACAUGAUACAUGGAUCGCAUUCUAAAUCUGGGGUUGCCCCGAAGCGUAGUAGUAUCCCUCGCCUCUCCUUCCCCAUAAGCCGGUGGCGAUAGCAGUUAAGAGCACAGCACA
Molecule: messenger RNA, 1054 nt
Organism: Aspergillus versicolor CBS 583.65
Lineage: Eukaryota; Fungi; Ascomycota; Eurotiomycetes; Eurotiales; Aspergillaceae
Gene: prs2
Product: proteasome core particle subunit alpha 1
Exons: 5
Coding region: 145-900 (251 amino acids)
Biological process (GO): ubiquitin-dependent protein catabolic process
Cellular component (GO): proteasome core complex, alpha-subunit complex; proteasome core complex; nucleus
Source: RefSeq, a predicted model, not a curated record